Molecule: messenger RNA, 544 nt
Organism: Phytophthora infestans T30-4
Lineage: Eukaryota; Oomycota; Peronosporomycetes; Peronosporales; Peronosporaceae
Exons: 1
Coding region: 1-399 (132 amino acids)
Source: RefSeq, a predicted model, not a curated record
AUGGACUCCCAGUCGUCGUCGUUAAUUGUAUCACCUAAAGCGCGACCGCGCGUGUUCAGCUACAAGCGGCGCCGCAACGGUGCGUUGAUCGCUGCUGUGAAGUCCGAGGACGGGUGCGACUUUGGUCUGCGGAGCGCUGGCGAGAGUUGGUGCACCACCUCAGGCGAGAGCUCAAGUGACGAGAACGACAGCAGCUUCGAGGUCGAAGAGGACCUUGUUGAAGAAGAGGAGGCGAUGGUGGCCGCAAAGCGGCGGCGGCGCGCAGACCUGGAAGGGCUCAAGAAGUCGGUGCGGCAUAUGGAGGCGCAAGUAGUGGAUGCGUCCGCCCAGCUGAAGGACCUCGCGGCGCUUGUAGCGCAAGUUAUAGCUCGACGCCAGCAGCAGCAACUCCACGCAUAGAUCACACAAGUGCCGCCGAUGAUAUAGGCGCUCCGUACCGUAGUUUAUUACGAACGACCAGGCGAGCCUUCGUCGGUGUUCGUGGCACGAACUUCGUGCCUAGUCCAUAACCAUAAAUCAAAAUGUGAAGGUUUCUCUUGAGUCA